Ilex paraguariensis (yerba mate) is the source of this 450-nucleotide messenger RNA. Lineage: Eukaryota; Viridiplantae; Streptophyta; Magnoliopsida; Aquifoliales; Aquifoliaceae. The record is from the annotation of a GenBank genome assembly.
UGUAGAAAGAAGAACAAGGAAGAGGGUGAGGUUGUGGCCGAGAAGACCCCGGUUCCAGCUAAUGGUGUCAACCAGGAAGAAGGUUGGAAGGACAGGAAAGGGAAAGCUAUAGCUACUGAUGUUCAUAAAAGCAAACCAAGGAAAGAAUAUAGGCCUAAGAUUGUAGCUAAAGAGCCAGCAAUGCUUAAUAACUUUGCCAUCUUAUCUGAAGCCAAUGAGAGGUUGGAUGUUGAGAAUGUUAUGGAGAAGGUCACACAGGCAAAGCAAAAAGGUGAAAUGAGGGAUAAACCGUUGGAUUCCAAUCCGGUUCACUUACCAGAAGCAUCCUUGAAUAGAGAGGAGAACUCUAGUUUUCUGCACACUGGAGGAAGGGCAUCUGGUCCUUCAUUUAUGGAAGGUAUUAAUCUGGAGUUUACGGAUGGACUAAGGAAGGAGAUAAAUGUCGAAUGA